This is a messenger RNA of Fusarium redolens, 951 nucleotides long. RefSeq lists its product as uncharacterized. Lineage: Eukaryota; Fungi; Ascomycota; Sordariomycetes; Hypocreales; Nectriaceae. The record is from RefSeq and is a predicted model, not a curated record. The transcript has 3 exons. Bases 1 to 951 code for a protein of 316 amino acids.
AUGAAUCCCAACAAGGCUGCCGGAAACUGUAGAGAAGUGUCUCAACUCCUUGAUGGAAUGAAUGAGAUGAAUCUCGGUGAUGCCAACGAGACUCCAGCCCUUGAACUCGCGUCGAAUGUUGGCAAGUUGAGCCUUGGUCGCAUGAGCGACAGCUCUGCGCCUGAGCUUGCUGCGAGCAUUCGCCAGUUGAGCCCUGAUUCUUUGGGUCUCGCUGGAGAAGCUGCUUCGGCUCAGUCGGCGCUCUUACCCGCUAUGCAUCAGCUGAGCCUUAGUUCGGCUGCCAAUGCGGCGCAAGCGGCUGUUCCGGUUGUCCAUGAAGAUACUGUCAUGGAGGAUCCUGCCAUGGAGCACGAGAACGACGUCGGUCAUGUCACCCAAGUUGGAGGACUUAGGUUGGUCGGAGUCGUCAACCCCCUCAAUGAGACUGUGGCCACAUGGGCUACGAGCAGAGAAGUUGAUGGUGACAUCAACGUCUGGGCAUGGUCGAAUCUCUUGCCAGGUGCUAUCCGGUGCCAAGUCGAACAGGGAUGCGUUUGUGUUGAGGAGGUCAUCGCACGUUGCGAUCAAGGCAAUGGAGUCGGGCGGAUGAGCUGGCGCUCUACACGAGCCAUGAUGAGGCGAGACCUCCCUCAUGAACUCGCGCUCUGGAGUCUCAUCGUCGUUCCUGAAAUCCUUGCCGAUCCGAGACUCAAGGCCAUGGACCCAGAGAGCGUACCUCGGCGCUUUCUUCGUUGGGCCGUUGAUUUGACUGAUCAGUGGCACUUCGAAUGCACAUUCCAGGGGAACCCAGAAGAGAUUCGAGACGUCGAGACUUCUCUUUUUUGGCCGAUUCUCCCUGCCGGCCAUCAGCUGGCCCGUUUGCUGGACUCGGUUGGUACCCAGCGUUUACAGGAGAUCAAGGAAGAUCCUCAGGUGUGUUGUAGGGAAGAGGGUGGAACGGGUAGACAAUAA